Molecule: messenger RNA, 12814 nt
Organism: Rhipicephalus sanguineus (brown dog tick)
Lineage: Eukaryota; Metazoa; Arthropoda; Arachnida; Ixodida; Ixodidae
Exons: 5
Coding region: 418-1659 (413 amino acids)
Biological process (GO): protein linear polyubiquitination
Cellular component (GO): LUBAC complex
Molecular function (GO): K63-linked polyubiquitin modification-dependent protein binding; K48-linked polyubiquitin modification-dependent protein binding; linear polyubiquitin binding
Source: RefSeq, a predicted model, not a curated record
GGCGUCCAAAAUGUCGAUAUUUCUUUUACUUCGAAAACCUUUCAGAACAAAGAACACUCAUUUAUAACUAGGUCCAAUCCUAGGUAUUGUGCCACUAUUGUAAAGACGCGCUUGCAUGUACCCCAAGGAAAGCAUAUCGUUCCGAAGCCACUCGUUUAUCGCGGCAAAAACACGAACGUGAUUCCCAAGGCGCGAAAUCCAGAGGGCGCUAGCACAAAUAAACUGUGGCACAUGGGUAAAGUCGGUCCACUUUUAAUGCAAAUGAUCUACAUUUUUCAGCGCCUUUCGAUGGUCUGAUUAGUUCAUGUUGUAGGUGAACAACUGCUGCAAGUAAGGUAGCUAACUGUUUAUAGGUUGCCCUUCAGUGUGAGUUAUUAGUUCCGUUUUAUAGUGGCGGUUCAGUGAUCAUCCGUUGCGAUGUCGGAGCCCAAAAUAUCCCCGAGCGAUCCGUUGAAGCUUUGGUACAGCAUAAAGGGCGAUGUCAGGACAGCAAAGAGUGUUGCCUUGGAGUCACUGACACUGCAGUCUGUCGACCAUUCUGUUUAUGUCAUGUUGCAGAUGAACUGCGACUUCAUCAAAAAGUUCGAGUUUCUGAACAUUUCAGAAAUAAUAGUCACGAAUCUCCGAAAUGGCAUGAGCCUGAUGGAGAUCUCGGAUUGUUUGAGAAUUCUUGCGAAAUAUGCCAAAGAGAUGCUGAAGCCAACAAAAGAACGGUACAAACACUGGAACAAGAUCCCUUUUAUGAAAGCAGGCGCCCCGCAGAAGUGGACCAGGAUGGAUGGCACAAAGACUAUUCUCAAACAACUUGGCUAUACACAAGAGACAUCAAAGGGCUACAUUUUCCCACUGCAUUCAUUUGGGCCACCUUUGAAUGUGAUCAAGAGCCUUUCAUUGGAACUGGCCCUGGCUGCUGCAGAGCUGUCGGUCUUCUACAACAACCACCAUCCCCACCCAGAGUAUAUACGUAACAUUAUGUGCCCUGGUGGGUCCCUUUUGCCAUCACCUUCAAGCACUGAGCGCAGAGAGUUCAACGUUAUGGAUCUCCUUGCAGAAGUGGGAAACUCGGCCAACCUGAGGGACCUCACGCAGGCACCUAUUCCUGCACAGAACUUGAUGAGCCCAUCACCGCACAAAGGCCGUGGCAGGCCUCCAGCAGUGACGCGGGCAUCAGAGGUGGUGGCUAACUGUGCUGCAGCAUGCAACUGCCAUGCCUACUAUGACAGCUACAAUGCCCAGCCGCAGCAGUUGCCGGCACACCAGCAACCACUGCAUCUGCAGUCUCCUGGCCAUCUUCAGCCAGCCCACCAACAGCAGCAGGAGCUGCAGCGACACCAGCAAGAGAUUCAGCGACACCAGCAGGAAAUGCAACAAGAAAUACAGCAGCAGCAGCAGCAGCAGCAGCAACAACAACAGCAGCAGCAACAGCAGCAGCAGCAACAGCAACAACAGCAGCAACAACAGCAGCAGCAGCAGCAACAGCAGCAGCAGGCAGACCAGCAGGCCCAACAACAGCAGCAGCAGCCACCGCAACAGCAGCAACCACAGCAACAGGCACAGCAGCAGCAACCACCUCAGCAGUCUCAGCAAGACAUUCAGCAACAGCAGCAGCAGCAGCAACAGCAGCAGCAACCGCCACCACCACGGGAAUCCCAGCCAUGAAAGAAUGUGAGGAAGGUGCCAUUGAUUUAUGCACCUCCUUUAUUUUAUUUUCGUCACUUUUUCUGCUUGUAGCUGGGGGCAAGUUGUCUUUAUAAUAAUUUUCUAUCUGGGAAUAUGUAUUUGGAAUAUUUUAAUUUUUAUUUUUGCUUCUAGUGGAGGCAUGCUAGAAGCCACCACAAGAAUUAGAGCAUUGAAGAGACAUUGCCUUCAUGCUAAUGAAAAUUUUGGAUUACAGUCGGCUUUCUUUUCAUUUAGGGGUUGAUUGCUCUUGAGUUUUUGUUGUCUUUUAAGGAUGAUCUUUUUUUAAGACCAUCUUAAUGUUAACAAACUGCAUUCAUUUUCUGCACCGAGAUUGCUGCAACGAAUUUACUUUCUUUCUUUAUGUGGAUGUUUUCUGAGAUUUAUGCUUUGCUUUUUAAAAUUUCAUUUAUAUUUACAAGUUGGGGUGCCGGUUCAUAGCCAUGUUCGGUAAGCCAGGGCUUGAGAUAUCCUUUGUUUCUUCUGAGCCUAAACAAAACUGACUCUUGACCAUUGUUGAAAUGGUACAUCAUUUGGAAGCUGAGCAAGCUACUUAAAGCUACUCUGUCCUUUAUCCUGCUGCUUUCUGGCAGUCUAGCAUUAAUGGAAGUUGUUAUCUAGCAUGCAUGUAUCUGACUUUAAAAUGUGGAAUGUAUAUAGCACUAUAGUUGCUACUCCAAGCAAUACUUAGCCGUGUUUCAUUUUCUGAUGGCUUCGCUGUGUUUCCUUUUUUUUUCGUGAUAAAAAUGGCAAUCGUUUGGUACAUCUGCUAUUCAAUACAUGAGCGAUUGAUCCUUGAAGAAAAAUAUGCGUUUGUAAUGAGACGAUCAAAGUUCUGGGAUUCAAUUUUUUUUUUUCACUGUCAUCCCAGAGGUAUUGCAUUGAAAGUGGGAAAGGCUUUGAACAGCUAUUUUUGUCACAGUAGCUUCAUAGUACCAUUUAGUAUUGCCAAUUUGAUGUGUAAAAUUUUUCCCUAUGAAUGGUGUUAACAUUGCUUCCACAUAAAUCAAAAUAGUAGUUCCUACAGAAAACAACACAUUCAUUUGGUUUUCGAUUGUGUAGUGGCUGUGUGAAGAGUUUACUGUUGUUAUAGUGGCUAGCUAUACGUCAAACUUGCUAGUUGCUGUGCUUUUCUAUGCUUUUCUUUUUGUUUCUUUGUGGCUAUAUCGGUGAACCUAUCUAUUUUCAUCUUUCCGAGGUAAAUUUUGAGAGUGUAUUUACAUUUACGUUGUGUAGUCGGAAUGGCUGAUUUAUGUCAGACCUUGUGUACUGGCCGUCACAACAUAGCUUGUGGAAGUAACAGUGUAGUUAGCAUCAAACAGCAUUUUAGUGGAAUGGAAAAAGUUUCGCUUGUUCUUUUUUCUUACUCAUGUUUACUGGGCAGCUGCAUGUUUUGUUCAUGUCAAGGAUAUUAUACAGUGUUGUUCUGCAAGUAAGAUUGCUUGCAAGAUUACUGGCCUCCAGCCAGGCUGUUUAUUUCGUGUCAGAUUCUGAGUUUUCGCUGGCUAGAAAAUGUAGGUAAAUGAAACUGGCUAAAAGUCAUCAUGAUAUAAAAGUAGGAAUUGAAUUUUCCCUUCCUAGAAGCCAGAAGUUCCACUGAAUAGGACGUUGGCAUUGAAAGGAUCUUACGCGUAUUCUGGAAGACUUAUAGAAACAGUGGUUACAUCAACCUAGCUUGGUGGCUGCAAAAAGAAUAACAUGGUUUGAACUGAGUCGAGGAAAGCAACUAUUCCCCGAGAUGCACUUGGUGUCGAAUGGACGCUCCUGCUUUAGCAGCCCUGCAGCUAAAUACACGUUAUUUAUCAGAUCGAGCAUUAUGUCGUGUGGGUUAUGUCAUGUUAAACUUUUUUUCUUUUAUUUUAUUCGUGUAAUGUAACGCUUGACGUGUGAUAUAUGCCAUCUUGUUCGAUCAGUUAGAUACAAAAUCAAAAAGUGUGUAUUGUGUUAUCACCAUGUUUGUCCCUACAUAUUGCUUUUUUUUUCGCGAGUGCUAAAGUAGUGUUUCAUUUCUGUGGGGCUCAUUAUUUUUCCAUCUCUUCUCCUGUACACAACUAUUUCUUCUUUUUUCUGAAUGUAAAUGCCUAAGUGUUUAGUGUACCAUGGUGUGCGUGCAGCUUUCUGUGUGGUGGUGUUUUGCCAUGUCAGUUGCUUAUGGCAUUACAGUGCAUAUACACUUUUUAGUAUUCACUUCACUUGCAUGUCUCAUGCUUGUACAUUCCAUCGGUGAAGAUUUGUAUAUUUGUGUGCACAGAGAGUUUGAAAUUCCUCAAUUAAAUAUAGAACACUGUUUGCAGCAAAUAGUCUAUGACAUGUCAGGCCAUCCAGUGGAUGACAUCUUAAGGGGUUUUUUUAGGGGGUGUGAAAUAGUGGGGAGCAGCCCAGGAACACGUGAGUGGCUUUUGAAAGUUUAGACAAAGCAGCUGCAGUAGCUCCAAAGGAUGUGGCACUUAUGUGGCUAGGAAAUGAGCAUAAUGUGUCCACCCAGAAGGCUGUCCUAUAUUGCACGAAGAUCCUGCAUCCAGGAGAGUUGAGAGCAUCAACAAGCAACUUGACUUCCAUAGUCUGAACACUGAUCCUUAGUUUGUCACUGUUCUUCACGUUAACUCAGUUAAAGGGACUGACAACCACCCGUACAUGUCACAGGAUGCUGGAGGAAAUGAAAAGACCAUGAAUUGUAGUCAUAGAAUCGGUGAUGCUGUUCACAUUGUAAGCAGCAAUAGUAAAUAAUUUUAAAUAUCCACAGAAAUCUGCCAAAACAAAAAAAUGAUACACUGCGUCACCAUGUGAGAAGCCUUAGUUCUGUGGGAUGGAAACAUUUAAUUUAAAUUGCAGUUCUUAAAUUUCAUUCACAAUAAUCUGAUCAUGUGUUAUGCUUUCAUUGUAGCUCGCAUAUAAAUUUCAUUUUUGGAAGUGUUGCAUUCUUGUUAUUUUCUUCACUAUUUGAACUUUGGUGUUUUACAUAUUAUUUCAAGUAUACACAUUCAUGAGCAUUAGCAUUUUGAGUGUUAUCAUUGGAAAACUAUCAUAGUACUGGUCUCAGUGUUGAGGGACACAUUUGCUAUUUACUGUUUGGCUGUAAGCACAGCAUUCUGGGCUGCGUCCAUCAGGAUAAGAAAAGUCAUGUUUGGCAAAAGCGGGGGGAUCUGAGCCAUAUUUAUCAACAACCUUGUACGAUUCACACUCCAGCAUAGCGUAAGCAGUUUUGAACACAAACAGAAGAGUAUUGAGGUUUGGAUGCCUGCUUGUUUUUACAUAGUAUCAAACCAUGACAUCAUACUUUCUGUUCACAAAUUAAGCAGUUUUCAUCAUGCGUUGGGCAAAAUAAACAAGGAAACUAGUGAUACAAGCUACACUUAAUGGAGCCCUGCAACACCUUUCGAAGUAAUCGUCUAAUGCUUUCACUAUAGGAGUUUAUUUCCUCAUGAAUCUCUUGUCACCAAAAUAUUUUGGAUCCGUAUAAGCGGAGUUACAGGGAUUUGUUGCAGGCUCUGAGCAUGCUGGAGGUUAGCCAAUGAUGGAUGACAAGGGGGCAAGAAGCUACGUCAGCACACAUCAUGGCCUUCAGUAUUUUCCCUUCAUUUAUUUCUUUGAUCAUGUUCGCACCCUUCCAAUUCAGACGAGCUUCGCAAAAAGCCAGCAUGUGUCAGCACCCUGUGCCACGAUACCUGUGCAGCACAAGAAGUGCAACUUUCAUGCUAAAGUCUGGCCAAGCUCUACGAAAACCUUGUGCACAUCGGCUUUGUCCUGUGUCAGGUAGUGGAUAGUAGCCAAAUCCAGAUAGCGCAUUUUGAAUUUAAUUGGCUAAACACCAAACAAUGCUUGCCAAGGCAUCAAUGAGGCAUGUCGGAGAGAGUAAGCUAGUGCUGUUAAAUGUGCUGGUGGUUUUGGAAACGUUGAUGUGCAUCAGUAAGCGCUGUCUUAGUGGGCUCAAUAUGGGACAAGGGAUUGACUCAGGCACGUAUUCGAAACUGCACAAGUGUAGUACGCCCGGUGCCGCCACGCAUGAACGUAGAAGGGAUGAAAAAUUAAUCAACACAGGUUGUCACAAGAGCCAACGUUACAACAAGCGGACUUGUCUUCUUUAGGGCUUCAAGGUUGCAGCCUUGAAGAAGACAAGCCCGCUUGUCGAAACGUCGGCUCCAGCGACACCCCAUGGUGACGGAAUUUUUCAUACCUUCAAGCUUCCAUCUUCCCCUGAACUCCUGCCUUUUAUGAACGUAGAAGAAAACAUAACAUUAAUGAGCAGGUGACCGUCGAUGGAGACCGGAAGUGCAGAGAUGAAGUACUUUAUUGGUGUCCUUGAAGAUAGAGACAUGCAUAUGUUUUAGUCAUUGAAUGGAAACCGAACAAUAGAAGUAUUAUGAGGAUGUUUUGGCAAUCAUGAAAUCGGCCAAUGUUUGUGUCCAUCUCACCAACCACAUAAUUGGUCCCUCUGACUGUGUACUUUACCGAGAGGAGAGCGAGUGAUCUUUGGCUGUCUGAAAUGAAAUUGUAAGUUUCCUGCUGUACGCAGUGCGUACCUUCAGACUCUCCCAAUAUGUGCAAGAGACUCCUGAUUUCUGACCAGUCCUCCCAAUUGUACAGCCGCAGCCAUAAAUCUCCCGAUAAACAUCCCUAACCCCACCUGAAAUGAAAAUGGCAAAGGCUACCCAAAUAGAUAACCACUGAUGUAAAGAAAGGGAGGGGAGGUCGCCGCAUUUGUAUGUGGCCUUGAUUAUUUGCUUUAGCAUGUUAUUUUUAUCUCGAUGAGGAACUUGUGACACCACACUGCAGCAUACGUAAAGUUAGCUUCGCCAUCGUACAAUGUUAUGGGGGGAGCAUGCUAAAAGUGGGAACGGGAUAUAAGAUUUUGCGGGCCAGUGCACAUUUUGCCGUGUACACGUGUGUAUAUAAUUACAUGCACAUUAUGAUUACCAGCACUGGUAUAAUUGCCAGUGUUUAAAAGCUUUAUUGCAAUCAUUCGUAGCUGUGUAUGAUGUUAUUGCGGCUCUGUGAAUCAAGAAUUCAAAACAUGUGUGUUCUUUCUUUGCCAUUGCCCCCUUGUCGUUUUGUGAAUUUCCCUAUGUUCGAGAUCCCGAGGUUGGCAGGUAUGGCAGUGCUAUAAUACGUGGCUCACAUAUUCACAGCAGCCUUGACUACUGAUUGGCAGUGUUUUCUAUGUUCAACACAUGUUGCAGGGCCCAUUUGAAAGCUGUGCCUACUAUAAAAGUGCACUUUGUGGGGAUUGUUGCUUCAGAGGUUCUUGAGGAGGGGUUGUAGAAGGUGUAGUAUAUGUGGGUGUAACUGAGGGGUUGGCAGGAAGGCUCUUCAAUUGUCUUAAUACGUCACAUCCUAUACGUUGCUAACUACCCUGCAGUGGUCUUGUUUGCUGUCAUCUGCCUGUCCUCGGUUAUUGUGUGAUGAAGUAUUUAGGCCAAAAAAAAGCUUAGCAUCUCCCCUUGGUCUUCACUGUUUUGACUACUGUACAUGAGUGAAACAACAAAGAACAAAAGACCACUGUGUAUGUUUCUAUGUGAGAGGUAUUGGUGUAUUGCCUGCACACUUUUUACGCCUAGUGUAUUGGUUGCUGCUUUACUCUGUGUGCCAGGGGAGCUGUUCUCGAUGUGUCCACCUAGUGGACAUAUCUAUUUUGGCGGAGCGCAUUCAGUUACUCGAAAAAGCAGCAAGCCAUGAUGUCAUUGUGCUCUAGACCACAUCGAUGCACUGAACCCGCCAGCACAUUCCCAGCUUAAUAUGAAAGAAAGUGGAUGAAAUGUUCAGUAACAGGACACUUUAACAAACUUGACAAGUUUGAACUUUCGUAUGAACGUGUUGAGAUGUUUGAAAACGAUGCAGGGAAUGUGCACCGACCUUCACAAGUUUGUUAGACGGGCGGCCGCAUUAAACCUAAUUCGAGGGCUAACGUGAUCAGAGUUCAUGCAUGUCCUCUGAGAUGUGCACCGAAAAGCGGAUCUCUGGGGGCUGUGUUCAUUGUGUUGAAGCACAUCCUGUUCUUCUAGUGUGUGUCAAGAGUUGUGGAGGCUUCGUGAUGUCAAAAUGACGUUGCAGAAGAACCGGAAACGGGGCGCGCUGCUUGCCGAGCUCCAGCUAGUCAGCAGUGGCCGAAAUGGACAGUCCACUAGGUGGAUACAUCGAGAAUAGCUCCUCAGUGCUGGUGUGAGAGAGAACACUUACUUUCUGUUAAUAUAAUGAGAAUGGAAGGCCACUCUGGCGAUUUCUUGACCAUGUCAAGAUAGUAGUGAGUGUUUGUUCCUGAGAUGGUCCUGUCAGUGGCCUGAUAGUAGAAAUGCUCAGCAAAUUUGAAAAUAACCUUAAAUAAGAAAGACGCACGAAACUGAAAUUGAAACCCAACCAAGCAGUACUGCAUUUGGGUGAUGUACAAAGGGGCACAAAUUGGAAGUCGUGCAUGGCAUGCCAGCCCGGACAACGUACAAGACAAAAGCUGUUAAAAGCCAUGAAGAGCAAAUGCUCAGCGGAAAUGUGAUCACACAGCCCCAUUCGUACCAUGUCUGUGGUUGACAGCAGGGUCUUUUAGCAGUGCUAAUAUACCGUACCGGCUGAAGAGUGCACAUGCAUAAACUUUACUGUGUGGAAAGUUUCUGUAACCAACACCGUGUGUAUCCAUACAUGGUAAACUACGUGCCGUGCAAAAGGUGGCGUGUACUUGGCUUGUAAGAAGUUUAUUGAUCCUGUCAUGGCAACGUGAAAUGCUGCUAUCCGCAAACUUACUCGUACUUCCCACUACAAUAUUAGGAAGUUUUAGUCAGACCGCAAACCUCUUUGCGUUAACAUUCUACCUGAUUACCGUAGCCACGAACUUGAGUGGACUGGACAGGUAGUGCCAACUGGCUGUGGAGAGAUAGAACAGGCAAGCACAUAACGUAAACAAGUGUAUUCUGCUUUGUUGCUGGUUUAAAUUUUCAGCAGCUGCAUAAUUCUGAAUGUGCUGUCUUUAAAACUUUUUAACAUCAACGACUCUGCAGCGGUUUGUUCAUUGUGUCGCUGUGCCCUGGUUGACGUCACACGCUAUGUGGGACUACAAACAGGUGGUUUGAGGUAAAUAAUAAAAUUCGCAAGCAAUCUCCGUAUCUCUGAAGCCUGUAAUUUUGCAUAAAUGACGGAAGUGUGCUAAGGAACGUACCCAGCAAAAUUCAUUAAGACCCAUAGUACUCGAAAAAUCGCUGGAGUUGGCCUUUACGACUUCACUUUCCUGCGCCAUGGUUGUUGUGAUGAAGAAACCACCCCAUGGCACCUUUCCAAUUUCGGUGCAGGAGUGAAGGAAAUUACAGCCGUUAGCUGGUGUUUUCUUUCAUAUUGACACAAUAUUUUUAAAAAUAAUGUGACCUAAAGGGCAUGCAAACAUAGGAAACUGAAUAAAAUUGUAAUUUGAAUGACAUUUGUCACUGUAAUGAAGGUUUACUGUAUGAUGAAAAAUAGCCUGUAUUACCAGCCCAACAUUCAGUGUAAUAGCGAAAUUGGGAGCGAGUCUUUUGUGCUGUUAAAAUGAAAAAGCAAGAAGUAAUUCUUUUUGUGUCACUCGCACAAGACUUAGUAAAGAGUAGUCAGUAAUAUAACACAUCUAUGUUUGUAUCAUUGGCAUUGAUAGUGCAGCUUCUAUCAAAAUGGUUAUAGUCGGUUACAACCUAAGAGCUCCGCCCACAGCUAUAGCUGUCCCUCCCACAGAGAAUUUGCAUAAAUGCUCCAUCCAAUAGCGCUUACUCGUUUUUGUGAUGUCAAGCGCUCGAGCGUUUCAGAUAGGUGACUUUCCCAUAACGGCUCUCGUUUGUGUCGCUGGCUUUAGGUCGGAAACUUGAACGUUCUGGUAAAUUUCGUCAGGGAUUCUGACAUCGCCGCUCAGCCAAACGUAGUUUUUUAGGUAGUAAUGACAAACCUUUAACUCCUAAUACGCUUAGUAUUUACAUUAGCCAAGAAAAGGUACGGUCCCAGCAGAAACCAGCUAGCACGACUGUCUUCUACUGGUGAAGGUCAGGCGUGCUGCGGUUCUGUGGGUGGAGCAUUUUUUCUAGGGUUGUAACGGAAUCUAUUUAGAGACCUGAUGGAACACCUGAUUGGGGUUGUCUCCUCUGUUUAGGGGCUCUUUGCUGCUUUUGUGUAGUUGAGAGCCAUUUACACAAUAAGAACUUGUAUUAAAAAAUUCUUCAGUACACUGGCUUACAAUGUUAUCCUUGCAUGCAUGCAGGCUUUGUUUGCAUAACAUGAAAUCCACUCUUUUCUUUUUCUGUAUAAUGAAAAUAUGCCUUAUUUAUGUUGUUGAUAGCUCAAUGUCAGUGAUUUUAUUGUCUUUCUAAGAACCAUACCAAAAAGGAAAAAGUGUCAGUGUAAGUUGAAUUUUCAGAAUCUUUGGCUUUAAAACCAUAGCAGGGGAGAGGUAUUCUGGCAGUGUGCUCAUAUUGCAAAAGUCUUGGGGUUAAGCUUUUUGGCACUUCACACGAAGGCUUGAAUGCUCGAGUAUGUUUAUUUUUUUAGCUAGAAGGAAACGCUUUGACUUUGGUGGUGUCUGCUGGAGCUAGGAUGCAUUUAUUAUGGUGAAAGAGGUUGCUUUGUUUUUGUCUGAGUAUGUAUGCAUGCUAAUUAUUGUCCUUUAAGUAGUUAGCCUAAUUAUGCCCCUCCGUAAUUUUAUUUUUGUGGCCAAAUAACUUAGAAGCAUUUAUUUUUAUUCCCCUUAAGCUUAUAUUGCUUUAAGUACAGGCAGUGCAAAGAUCUAGCCAGAAUAAAACAUGAAUGCUUUUUAUGUUUUAUUUCCGGAGCCCUCCACUACAGCGUUCCUCAUAUUCAUAUCGUGGUUUUGGGACGUUAAAUGCCUACAAUUAUUAUUAUUACUUUUUAUGUUUUACUGCAGUUUGGAUUUAGCAGUGUGUGUGAAUGAUGUUUUUUGCUGGAUAUUGCAGUAGCAGUUAGCCAUAGUAUAAUAUUGGCCCGGAAGUUUUUGUUAAAUUUUGCUUGAAGUAUGGAGAAUGACUGUAGUGAGGCGCUUGUGGUAGAGAAACAGUUUGCUGUAAGCUUGCCAGUAAUUGCCUAUUUACCAUUGAUGCCUGCUGGAAUGCUUUUUCAUAUGGCGCAGUUUUUGUUGCUAAACUUGCUGCUGCUCCUUCAAGACGUACUGUGUCGCACAAUUUUUUCUUCCAUUUUUUAUUGUUACUGGUGCACGGAAGCUCGUUUGUCGUAUCUGUGUGCGUUCAUGUGGUUGCUUUUGUAGAAGUUAAUGCACUCUGCUUAUGGCUUUAUACUACCGUAGUCUUUGUGCUAUUGAUAUUGCUAUAAAACUAGCUGAUAGGCAAAGGGUAUCCAUAUACACGUUCAGAUUGUGGGUGGCUUAUUUUGCGGUUCAUUUCCGUAAAAUUCUGCCAGAUGCUGCUGGAGGCAGUGCAGUGGUUUACGUCACGCACAUAUAUUUUUUGUUUAGAAGGCUUGCACAUAUGUCCCUUUGAUGUUCUUUUAAAAAAAGAAAUGUUUACUCUUUGCUUGAGUAGGUGCACUAAAGACCUUCUGAAUGUUGUUGAAUCUGCAAACAAACAACAAAUGUUAUUGCUUUUCUCUGAACAAAGGCACUCUGUGUAAAGAGUGUUGUAGUCAUCUUUAUACUCAUUGCUUCAUGGCUAUUGCACAGUGUGCAAGUAUCCACAGAGAAGCACAUGCCAAGUUCUGUCCUGUUAUAGUCACUGCAAAGAUUUGUCUGUGCAGUAUGAUUUUUCUUUUCUUCAAAAUGGUGUCAUGUGCACUUGCUCUCCUAUCCUCACUAUGCUGUUUUCUUCCUCCCACAUAAUGCAUGCUAAAGUUCAGCAGUAUGUGGCUGAUGAAGCCUUCUAGUCUAUUGAAAAAAAAAAAAAAACAGCUGUCUUAUUUCUUUCAAAUUAAACAUUUAUGCCUGUUAAAUCUGAACUUUCUGAUCCUUUAAAAACUUGUAAUUUGUAUUGUAUAAGCAAGUGCACUGUGAUAGUGAUGAGAACGAUUGGUGUGUUUUAAAUGUUUGCUCUUUUUAUGUUGAGAUCUCAAAAACAUUUUCCUUUUAUUUCUAGUCGUAUUUUCCCCCACCUCUAUUCUUUUUUUUUUAAACUUCAUGCAUGUGGUACUGUCGCAUUGGAUAUUCUAGUAGAUAAUUUGGUUGGUUCCUUAAUGAGAACAGAUUGUGUGUAUCAGCUUUCUGAUAUAAACUGGUUAGAAAUUUUUUUUAAAUAUCUGUUUGGCUGGCUGAUUACACAUUUAUAACUUAACUGAUUAAGACUUGAGCAUGUAGAAAGGACGCUUAUUGUAAAAUGAAAUUGCAACCAAAUGGUUGCAUUUUUUUAUACCUUCAGUGCUGCGCAUAGUUAGACUCUGCUGCUGUGCUCACCACAUUAAAUAACCUGCGCAUGUCUUGCGCUUCUUUCUUCUCUCCUUUGUGCUUUGCUCAUGCCUUUCUAUCUGUCAAAAAAUGCCAGUUGUUGCGGAUAGCUGUAGCUAUAAAAACGUCUAUUAACUUUGCGUUCUUAUGGGGACUUGAAAAUUCUUUGUGCAGCUAAGCUCGUUAGUUGCCUUGCUUCCAUUAUGCUGAAGUACCAGAUCUCAUGGUGAAGAUAAUGUUGAGUCUUUUUUUCUUUUUAUGUGGUAUGUUUCCUAUGUUUAGUCUGGAAUAUUGUGCAACAAACCAGCUGUAGUAUUCUUGCCCUUUCCAGUGAUGGAAUAAGGAGGAUGUACUGCCUGUAUGCAAGAAUUUAUGAAACAUAGAGUUUGUAGUUUUGCACUGUGUAUUUUUGAAUGGUUAUAAUGUUUUGUGAUGCGUUUCUCUUUCUCUUAGCUUUUUUUUUUCAUGGGUGUAUCAUGCACAUGUAAAAGGGACGUUUUAUUAUUUUAUUUCCUUUUUCAUUUCGCUGUAGUAAGCUAGGAUUACAGGUAGAUUGUAGGGCUUGCAAGUGGUUGGUGAUCACAUUGUAAUGUAAUGAUCCUACUUUUUUGCUUGUUGUUUCGCUUGGAUGCAUGAGAACCGUGAUAUUUUACUUUUCCCCCCUUGCAUUGUGUAUGCAAUGGUGACAGCUUAGUAAACAUUUGUUUUGAGCUACAUUGUGCCAAACCGUUUCAUUUGCAUUUGCUUUUGCUUCUGGUAUUAUAGCAGUAAACAAUAAAGGGUGUUCGUGCUGAA